GGUGGCCCAGGCGGCCUCGGCCACCGCGGAGUAUCUCGGCGCCGUGUUUCGUCGUGUGUAGCCCGGGAGUGAGCUGUUCCUGCGGGAAAAACUAAUGCGGAGCGGUCGGUCCGGGUUGGUCCCGGCGUGCGCCUCAGAGGGACGCUUCCGAAGUUGGAGGGAACAGGAAGGAUACUUGUCCAGCGAUACCACUGAAGUACCUGCUUCCCACCGCUUUCCUCAUUUAACUUCCCCUUGGGGUCAGCUGGUUGUCAGCAUGCCUUCUACUGAGAACACCUCAAAACUUUUCCUGGUCCUCGUUUCAUUGCUGCUGGUGCUGCCAGUAGUUGAAGCCCUGGACGCAGGAGAUACCAUCGCCUUCCUACUAGGCCUCACUGUCAGUGUUGUUGGAUUCUGUGCCUGCCUUGGCUUGUAUGCAAGGAAAAGGAAUGGGCAGCAAUAAUUUCAAGAAGAUGCUCAGAUGAAGUGAAUUUCCAAACAUGGCUUAGGGUUGCGAUCUGGGAUGUAAGACUGAUCUUCGAUUCUGGGUAACUUUCAAAAACCAUGUAGUAGAUAUUUCUGCAAAUCCCUCUUACUGUGCAAUACAACAGAAUCAAGACUGUACCCAGUAAAAGGGAUUUGUAGGAUCUGUCCUUGUGACAAUAAGAUGAUUUUAUAUUGCUUGUGAUUAAAUAUUGCCUUAGAGAAGGGUAAGAACUUUUUGAAUGGGGAAGGAAAACCACGGAAUGGUUCACAGUAAAUGUUUGUAAAUGGAACAUGUGAGGGAGACCAUCAACAAGUUCCAUAAUUUUGGUUUCAAGGGUUAAUCAGGAGGACGUAGCUAUUAAUCUUCCAGUCAGGAUGACACAGCUUUGGAAGUACUCCUAACUAGAUAGCUAGUGAGCAGACUGCUUUGGCUUGUGUGCACGCGCUCACAUUCUUUGAAAUGACAGUUAAUACCUAACAGCUCACUGCUGUCACAGGGCUGAGACUCCAGAGAACUAAGAAAACCUGGAAAACUUUUUUUCUUACGUAUUUUUGUUUUAGAAUGUGCCUCUCCUGUAGCCUGUGUUCUUGUUACCAAGUAGAUACACUUAAGAAUGGGACCACUAUUUUUCUUUAAUGUAUUUCACAGAGAAGUACGCAUAAGGCUACGUAAAUCAGAUUAGGGAUAUGCUUUUUGUCUCUUGUUUAGUUUUUGUACUCAGCUUUCCUUUAGGCACACCAGGUUUAAGUCUUAUUUCAUUUAGUGUUUGUAUUUUUUCCCCCAAACUGAGGACCUAUUUUAAUGAGGAAUUAUGUGUAGUAGUUCUGCAUUAGGGGGUUAUUAGAAUUAUAACAAGACAGUUGUACACAUUUCUUUUGCAAUAUGGAAAAAACAUGUUUUGUUAAAAUCCUGGUUUUAGCCAGCAGGUCCAUUGUUCUCGAGUGUCUUCCUCAUGACAAACUUAUGUUGCUAGCUAAACAUUUAGGCUUCUUACCUAACUGAUGCAUAUGAGUUCCACAGAAGAUUAGGACCAAAACCAAAGUAAAAAAUAGUGAUGCAAAAUGGGAGACUUAAAUAGUCUUACUCUGUUCAGGCUCAGUCAGAUUGUAUGGUAUACAGUUGAAAGACUCUACUCAGUAGAACAUCCAGGACCUGUUUCUUUCUUUAAGUACCAAAGGUGUAAUGGCACAGCCAAGAAUGUCUACCACAUGUCCCUGUGGCUUGUUAGGUGGCUUGUGCUGUGGACAUUGCCGCUCUUGCUAGAAAUCUUGGCUUUUACCUUUCAGAGCUGGGGAAAAAGGUUAGAUGUGAUGCAGAGCUAUGCAUUUUGAUACUACUCCUCCCCUUCCUCUGUAAGUGUCUCUGUUCAGUAGAGCACAAAGCAAUGGCUAGAAGAGUUAUCAGGCAGGUCUUACAUAAGUAAUUGGGUGGGUAGAUCAUGUUCUCCAAAUUCUAAGAUUUCUGUGUGCUGUUUGUGGCUGGUUUGACUUCUCUCUCCAACCUCUGAGGAGACAGAAGCCCUGGUUAUUUCAGUCUUGCAAUUUAUGUCCCUUUCUCAUUGUUGACAGAGGGAGGAAGGUAAAACAAAAGCUUCCAAAACUGCAUGGGGUUGAAACUGUAGGACUCAACCCAGCAAGCCACAGGAAUGUAGGUUUCUGUUCUCAAGUUACAGGAAUAAUAAUGGUCACAAAGUUACUCUGAUGAGAUGCAAGUCAUGCCAGGUAGCUGUUCUUGAACCCUUUUUGUGGCUUCCAAAAGUCAGAAAGGGAGGUGGUGCAGAGUUACUAUGUACAAAUGAACUUUACAGCCCUAAGAGGAGCUUCAGACAGUAGUGUCACCUUUGAAAGCUGCCUAGCAGCAGUAGAUGACCCUGUAUGUGAUUAUUCAAGUGGGUGGAUGCAAGCACACAUCAAGUGUGAUCUUCCAUGUUUCAGCUUGGCUAACCCAUUGCCCUUAAAAAAAAAACCAACACAGAAUCACCACUUAUUCACUUUAUAUUUCCCAAAAUUAGAGAAUUUUGCCAAUUUUUCAGUAGAAUAUUAAAUACUGCUUUUUCAGUAGAAUAAAUUUUAUCAUGAGCAGCUUUUCACAGACUCCUUUAUCUUCGCUUUGGAAAAGAUCCCUGGCAAUAGUUUCACAGAAUUGUGCAACAGUUUCACUGCAGAAGAACAAAAUUUUAGCAGAGUAAUUAGUGUCAGGUGAUAGGGAUAUGAGGAACUGUGUUCUUUGCCCAAAACUGUAUGUACUUCAUUGAAAGGUGUUUGUACACUGUAAUGGCAUUGUUUCCUGGGUUCUGAUAGAAGCUUUAUUGUUAAAGACUUGCGUUUGUCAAUGACUUGAGUGUAAAGUCGGAUACCUCUGUUUUUCUUCUGUCUUAAUAAAUUUUCACAUACGAUUUGUCA
Gavia stellata (red-throated loon) is the source of this 2868-nucleotide messenger RNA. RefSeq names its product small integral membrane protein 30 (gene SMIM30). The record is from RefSeq and is a predicted model, not a curated record. The transcript has 2 exons. The coding region runs from base 95 to 442 and encodes 115 amino acids. NCBI's taxonomy places the organism in Eukaryota, Metazoa, Chordata, Aves, Gaviiformes, Gaviidae.